Messenger RNA from Mauremys reevesii (Reeves's turtle), 2688 nucleotides. Its product is annotated as cytosolic phospholipase A2 gamma-like. The record is from RefSeq and is a predicted model, not a curated record. The transcript has 16 exons. Gene Ontology annotation, molecular function: calcium-dependent phospholipid binding; calcium ion binding. Gene Ontology annotation, biological process: glycerophospholipid catabolic process. Lineage: Eukaryota; Metazoa; Chordata; Testudines; Geoemydidae. The coding region runs from base 1 to 1938 and encodes 645 amino acids. Gene Ontology annotation, cellular component: nuclear envelope; nucleoplasm; cytosol.
AUGUUCCUUAUCUCUGAAACAACCACAGAAAGAAGAAAACGGCUGUCAGAGAAGCUCUCGGAGGGUGAGAAAGAAGCCACUAGGAACAGAAAAGCAAAAGUCCUGAAGUGCCUUGAGAGUCUCUGUAAUGAUGCCUGUGAUGAGGAUAACAUGCCCAAUAUCGCUGUCCUAGGAUCAGGCGGAGGUCUGCGGGCCAUGAUAGCCUUUCUGGGAACCUUGGUGGAGCUGAAGAAUCAGGGCCUGUUGGACGCUGUCAUGUAUCUGUGUGGGGUAUCGGGUUCCACCUGGUGCAUGUCCAACCUCUACAAAGACAAAGACUGGACAGAGAAAGUGCAGGUCUUGGAAAAAAGCCUGUGUGAUACACUUCACAAUUCAGUUCCUAUUGAAAAGGAGUUUACUAUUGCGAUAAAGGCAGCUGAAGAUGAACUCUUCUCUCUGACUGAUGUCUGGGCAUCUUUCUUUGUCUAUUCUGCAUUGAAGCAGUAUGAGGAGACCAAAUUAUCUCAACAUGAUGAUGCCUCCAGAAAUGGCAAAAAUCCUUACCCUAUCUAUGCAGCAAUAGAAGCAGACCAAUGGGGCAAAGCAGGUGAAAACAGCCCAGGGACCUGGUUUGAAUUCACCCCCCAUGAAUCUGGCUUUCCCGGUCUGGGGGCUUUUGUGUGCACUGAAGACUUGGGAAGCAAAUUCAAGGAUGGGAAUCUGAAAGAAAAGAGGGAUGAGAAAAAUAUCUGCUACCUGCAAGGCUUAUGGGGAAGCGCCCUUGGAAACAGAGCUGCAAACAAGAAAUAUUUAAUAGACUGUCUUAAGGAAAAAUUCCAAAAACGAAGAGAAGAUUGCAAUGAAGUAGGUAAAGCAGGUACUGAUUGCACUUGUGCACAUUGUCAGGGUGUCCACCACCUCUUGGAACUUCAUGUUCAUGCCUCAGCAGGGAAAGACUGUGAAGGAGUCUUCAGGCAGCUGAAGGAAGUGUUGAAAGAGGAGAAUAGCAAGAAUUCCUACCUGAAGUGCUGUGAAGUGAGUGAGACCUGGCAUUUGAAGACCUUGGAAGAAAGGAUUACAGAGUUCGCUCACCUCAUCAGGAUUUUUGAAAAUGAACUUGGAGGUACUGAUUGCACUAGUGCACACCAUUGGGGUGUUCUCCUCCUCCUUCUGGAGCUCCACGUUCAUGCCUCAGCUGGGAAAAACUGCGAGGGAAUCUUCAGGCAGCUGAAGGAAGUGUUGAAAGAGGAGAAUAGCAAGUAUUCCAAUCUGAAGUGCUGUGAGGUGAAUGUGUCCUGGGAUUUGAAGAGCUUCAAAGAGAGAAUGCUGGGGUUCGCUAAACUCAUCUGGACUUUUGCAAAGGAACUUGGAGGAUAUGUACGCCCUGUAUGGAAAUUCUUAUGGAAAACCGUGACCUGUAUCUACCACUGGACAUGGGGGUACACCAACAACUUUCUGUACAAAGAUAGAAAAGCCCAAUCCACUGGACUGACCAACAAAGAAUUCAUCUAUUUGAUCGAUGCCGGCCUUGCCAUAAAUUCCGCCUACCCGCUCGUUCUGCGCCCAGAGAGGAAAGUGAAACUGAUCCUCUCCUUCGACUUCAGCUCCGGGGAUCCUUUCGAAACCAUCAAGAAAACUGCCAAGUAUUGUGAGACAAAUAACAUCCCAUUUCCUGAGAUAAACCCAGAAGAGACUAAGGACAUUCAUAACCCAUCUGACUGCUACAUCUUCAAAGGAAAAGAUGUUCCUACCGUCAUGCACUUCCCUCUCUUCAACAACAAAAAUUGUCCAGGUAAAAUAGAGCACUUCAGAAAAAAGUUUUACACCUUUAAAUUGUUCUACCAUGAGGAAGAUAUCAAAGAACUCCUCAGUAAAGCGAAGAUGAAUGUAUCCAGCAACAAGGAGAGGAUUCGAGAGGAGAUCCAGCAGAUUGUGUCCUCCUCCACCAAGGAGUUUUAAAACCACAUGACUGUUUGGCUCAUACUCAUGAAGGGCAGAAAACCUUGCCUGGCUCUGCCUUGCACAUUUCCAGCAAGGCUGUUCACUGUGACCAAUUAGAACUUAAGUGCAGCAGGGAGGGGUUAGUUUCCCUGUGUUAGGUGCCUAAAUUCCUUUGUGACUCUAACUUCCCUGUAGGUGCCUGAGUCCCAGAGUUAGACACCACUGGGAUUCACAAAACUCUUGCUCAGCUGAUGCAGAACCCUGUAGCACCUAAACUCCCUCAGCACCAAAGUUGUUUCAGUAAAAUUUCCCUGGGUGUCUAUGUUUCAGUCCUGGGGCAUGUGCACUGAAGCCACCAUCGUGGUGUCCAGAUGCCUAAGCCCCAGAGUGAUUCCCAACCUGGGAAAGACAGCUAUUCCUCUGCCUACCUCACCUGUGCAGCCUGAGCCUUGGUGCGAGAAGGAGGAAGAUGUUCUCCCUCAGAACUGUUAGCCCAGUAGUCAGCGUACUCAGCUAGCAUGGAGGAGACCCCAGGUCAAGUCCCCUCACUGCCUCAGAGGGAGAAGGGAUUUGAAGAGACAUCUGCUACCUCUGAGGUGAGGGCCCUUGUUACUGGGCAGCGGGAUAGUGUCAUAGUGCAGGAGUGUCAGCUUCAAUCCUCCUGUUGAAACUUUUCCACUGCUUAUUAAAGGGAAAUUUGGCCAGAAAGAGAUACAGAACAAGGGUGAGAAGCAUUAUGGCUGCAACACUCCCCUCUGAGUUCACAGA